AUGGCAGACGUCCGCGCAAUGCUGCGCGCCGAACGCGCCGCUCGCAAUCCGCCUCCUGCCCGUAAGCCCGCCCAAACUGCCGCCCCGCCCGCCAGCAAAAAUCUCAAGCGGAAAGCGUCCGAUGAGGACGAGGAGGACUGGGACCCUGCCGCAAAACGGCCCAGGGGUCCGGGUGGAGAUGGAUUGCCGGAAGGCUUCUUCGACCCCGGCGCAAAGCCCGCCGCCGAGUCUAGGUCCAUCGAGCUCACCUCUCGUCCCGCCUCGCACGACUCUCUCACUACCACUGCGCAACCCACCCCGUCAGAGCCUGCUCCGAUCGACACAAUAGCUGCCCAAGUACCCGAGCCUGAUGUCGACGAAGAAGAAUGGGCGGCUUUCGAGCGUGAAGUCGCCGCCUCACCACCUCGGGAACCGCCGGCGCUGGCGGCGCUCAAGUCUGCCGCAACGAUCGAGGCGAAGCCCGUGACUGCCGAAGAGCUCGCAGCACAGAUGGAGAACGAGCAGAACAGACAGCGCAGCAGGCGCGAGGAGGAGAUGGAGGCCGAGAAGGAGGAUGCUGUACGGCACCUGGAGGAAGAGUUCGACGAAAUGGAGGAGCUAGAGCAGAGGGUCCAGCGGCUCCGUGCUCAGAGAGAAGCGCUACGCCAGGUACGAGGACAGACCGAGGAAGCGGCUAUCGCAGGGGUGCCGAGCAAGGCUGCGGAGGACGAAGAGGAUGAGAGCGAUGAUGAUCUUGACGACGACGAAGACUUUGACGACUGGAGGUUUAGGGGAGCGUGA
Molecule: messenger RNA, 780 nt
Organism: Diplodia corticola
Lineage: Eukaryota; Fungi; Ascomycota; Dothideomycetes; Botryosphaeriales; Botryosphaeriaceae
Product: eukaryotic translation initiation factor 4 gamma 3
Exons: 1
Coding region: 1-780 (259 amino acids)
Source: RefSeq, a predicted model, not a curated record